Yarrowia lipolytica CLIB122 is the source of this 1917-nucleotide messenger RNA. RefSeq lists its product as uncharacterized. The record is from RefSeq and is a predicted model, not a curated record. Gene Ontology annotation, molecular function: electron transfer activity; flavin adenine dinucleotide binding; succinate dehydrogenase (quinone) activity. NCBI's taxonomy places the organism in Eukaryota, Fungi, Ascomycota, Dipodascomycetes, Dipodascales. Gene Ontology annotation, biological process: tricarboxylic acid cycle; mitochondrial electron transport, succinate to ubiquinone.
AUGCUUAGAGCUAUCAAAAACCCCCGAGCCGUUCUCAAGUCUCGUCACUUCUCCACCUCCCCGGUGGUGGCCAAGGUCUUCGCCAACGGCCCCGUCAAGGCCCAGGAGGCCCCCUCCCACGUGGCGUCCAAGUACGCCGUCGUCGACCACGAGUACGAUUGUGUUGUUGUUGGAGCCGGUGGAGCCGGUCUCCGAGCCGCCUUCGGUCUGGCCGAGGCUGGCUUCAACACCGCUUGUAUCUCCAAGCUGUUCCCCACCCGAUCCCACACCGUCGCUGCGCAGGGAGGUAUCAACGCCGCUCUCGGAAACAUGCACCCCGAUAACUGGAAGUGGCACAUGUAUGACACCGUCAAGGGUUCCGAUUGGCUCGGAGACCAGGACGCCAUCCACUACAUGACCAAGGAGGCCCCCAAGUCCAUUAUCGAGCUGGAACACUACGGUGUUCCCUUCUCUCGAAACGACGAGGGCCGAAUCUACCAGCGAGCCUUCGGUGGUCAGUCCAAGGACUACGGUAAGGGAGGCCAGGCCUACCGAACCUGUGCCGUUGCCGACCGAACCGGCCACGCCAUGCUGCACUCUCUUUACGGACAGUCUCUCCGACACAACACUCACUUCUUUAUUGAGUACUUCGCCAUGGACCUGCUCAUGGAGGACGGCGCCUGUGUCGGUGUCGUUGCCUACAACCAGGAGGACGGAACCCUGCAUCGAUUCCGAGCCCACAAGACCGUUCUGGCCACCGGUGGUUACGGACGAGCCUACUUCUCCUGUACCUCUGCCCACACCUGUACUGGUGACGGUAUGGCCAUGGUCACCCGAGCCGGCCUUCCCCUCCAGGAUCUGGAGUUUGUCCAGUUCCACCCUACCGGUAUCUAUGGCUCCGGCUGUCUGAUUACUGAGGGAUCCCGAGGUGAGGGAGGAUACCUGCUCAACAAGAACGGUGAGCGAUUCAUGGAGCGAUACGCUCCCACCGCCAAGGAUCUGGCCUCCCGAGAUGUCGUGUCUCGAUCCAUGACCCUGGAGAUCCGAGAGGGCCGAGGUGUUGGCCAGCACGGCGACCACAUCUUCCUCCAGCUGUCGCAUCUGCCCGCCUCCGUGCUCCACGAGCGACUCCCCGGUAUUUCCGAGACCGCCGCCAUUUUCGCUGGUGUUGACGUUACCAAGGAGCCCAUCCCCGUUCUCCCCACCGUUCACUACAACAUGGGUGGUAUCCCCACGCGAUACACCGGUGAGGUCCUUACUCAGGAUGAGAACGGUCAGGACAAGGUUGUCGAGGGUCUGUUCGCCUGUGGUGAGGCCGCCUGUGUCUCCGUCCACGGUGCCAACCGACUUGGAGCCAACUCCCUGCUCGAUCUGGUUGUCUUCGGCCGAGCCGUUGCCCACCGAAUCACCGAGACUCUUACCCCCGGUGCUCCUCUUCCCCCUGUCUCUGCUGACAUUGGUUACGAGUCCAUUGCUAACCUUGACAAGAUGCGAAACGCCGACGGUCCUCUGUCCACCGCUACCAUUCGAGACAAGAUGCAGCGAACCAUGCAGAUGGAUGUCUCCGUUUUCCGAACCCAGGAGUCUCUUGAGGAUGGUGUCCGAGGUAUCACUGCUGUUGACCGACUCAUUGACCAGGUUGGUGUCACCGACCGAUCCAUGAUCUGGAACACUGAUCUUACCGAGACCCUCGAGCUGCAGAACCUGCUCACCUGCGCCAUGCAGACCGCCUACUCUGCCGUCGCCCGAAAGGAGUCUCGAGGUGCCCAUGCCCGAGAGGAUUACCCCGACCGAGACGAUGUCAACUGGAUGAAGCAUACCCUCUCCUGGCAGGAUAAGCCCGGUGACGAGAUCAAGCUCGGCUACCGAGCCGUCCAGAUGCACACCCUCGAUGAGUCUGAGUGUCCUACCGUCCCUCCCGCCAAGCGAGUCUACUAA